CCGCAUAGCCGACUAAGUGGUAGUAGUGAAUCCCCCAAUGGUCCAAAACUUGAUAACGCUCAUAUAAAUAGUAAUUCCAUGACACCCAAUGGCACAGAAGCAAUGGAAGCAGUGGCUUCAGCCCAAGACAACUCAUCAGUUCUCCCCACCCACAGAUUUAUCCUUCCAACAGACCUACCCACACAUCUUCCUACCCCUUCCUCACAAACUAUGGGCCGCAUAUGGGCAGACGCAGUUUACAACAGGAAUGCAGCAAGCUACAGCUUACGCUACAUACCACAGCCAGGCCAGCUAUGGAAUCCCUUCAUAUGGCAUCAAGACAGAAGGUGGAUUGUCACAAUCACAGUCACCUGGACAGACAGGAUUUCUAAGCUAUGGGACAAGCUUUAGCACACCUCAGCCAGGACAGGCACCAUAUAGCUACCAAAUGCAAGGGAGCAGCUUUACAACAUCAUCAGGAUUAUAUGCAGGAAAUAAUUCACUCACAAACUCUACUGGAUUUAAUAGUUCACAGCAGGAAUAUCCAUCUUAUCCUAGUUUUGGCCAGGGUCAAUAUGCACAGUAUUAUAAUAGUUCACCGUACCCGUCACAUUAUAUGACAAGCAGCAACACCAGCCCAACACCACCUUCCACAAAUGCAACAUACCAACUUCAAGAACCACCAUCUGGUGUCACCAGUCAAGCAGUUACAGAUCCUGCAGCAGCAGAGUACAGUACAAUCCAUAGUCCAUCAACGCCCAUUAAAGAUUCUGAUUCAGAUAGAUUGCGUCGCAGUUCUGAUGGAAAGUCACGUGGGCGAGGCAGAAGAACAAUACCUUCACCACUGCCUGACUCUGACCUGGAGAGAGUAUUCAUUUGGGAUUUGGAUGAGACGAUCAUUGUUUUUCAUUCCUUGCUUACAGGCUCCUAUGCUAACAGAUAUGGGAGGGAUCCACCUACUUCAGUUUCACUUGGACUACGGAUGGAGGAGAUGAUUUAUUUGGCAGACACACAUCUGUUCUUUAAUGAUUUAGAAGAAUGUGACCAGGUUCAUAUAGAUGAUGUGUCUUCAGAUGACAAUGGCCAAGACUUAAGCACCUAUAACUUCGGAACAGACGGUUUUCCUGCAGCAGCCACCAGCGCUAAUUUAUGCUUAGCAACGGGUGUGCGUGGAGGAGUGGACUGGAUGAGAAAAUUGGCCUUCCGUUACAGACGUAAAGAAAUCUACAACACCUACAAAAAUAACGUUGGAGGGCAAGUUACCCUUUUCUGUACUACAGGUCUUCUUGGUCCCGCAAAGAGAGAAGCUUGGUUGCAACUUAGAGCAGAAAUUGAAGCUCUUACAGAUUCUUGGUUAACACUUGCACUGAAAGCACUCACACUUAUUCAUUCUAGGACAAACUGUGUGAAUAUUCUAGUAACAACUACUCAGCUUAUUCCAGCUCUGGCAAAAGUCUUGUUGUAUGGAUUAGGGGUUGUAUUUCCAAUAGAAAAUAUUUAUAGUGCAACUAAAUAGGGAAAAGAAAGUUGUUUUGAGCGAAUAAUUCAAAGAUUUGGAAGAAAAGUAGUGUAUGUUGUUAUAGGUGAUGGCGUGGAAGAAGAACAAGGAGCAAAAAAGCAUGCCAUGCCAUUUUGGAGGAUCUCAAGCCACUCUGACCUUAUGGCCCUUCAUCAUGCCUUGGAACUGGAAUACUUGUAGCAGCUUAGCAGCACUUUGAAACCCCAGAACCUCCCUUAUGCCCAUGGACAGUAUGCCUGUGUCUUGUGUCAGCAUUGGACUACAGAAUUUUGUGAUUUCAACAUGUUGAUGUACAGCUGCAAUUGGUCUUAACCUUUGCCCUUUCAGUAAAUGGAGGAGCAUGCCUUUUUCUUCAGAACAGCUGUUGACUCUAGUAUUGCAAAUCCAAUGAAAACAAGCCAUGAGAAUGUUUUAACAGCGUGUUUUACAAUAUUUGAUACAAAAAAAAAAAAGGUUCAUACCUGUGAAGAAAGAAAGGACCUGCAAAUGCUUUGUAGUUUUUAGAAUCUUCAAUGUGACACACACAGCUUCUUCAACACAGCAAACUUGAUUGCACAAUGAAGACUGAAUUUUUCAAAAUACCAGUGGAGUAAUUUUCUUGUAAAGAAGGUUUACUUUUUUGGUUUCUCAUACCCAGGGUACUCUGUACAUCUUUACUUAUUUAUGAACAGACUGUGUUUUGACAUCAUAUAACUGAGGAUACGUAUGAUAGGAUUAAGGCUAUUUAUAAGCCUUUGUCUCAUGAUACAGCAAACACUUUUGAUUUUAGCACAUUGCAAAGUAGUUUAAAGUAUGUCUAAUUUAAACAAAUAGGUACAUCACUGAGACAAUCAUGUACAGGAAGAAUUUUUUGUGUAAAUUUGUAAUAAUGGAUGAUUCUUUUACAUAUUGUUUAAGUAAAUGCUAUUGAGAGGUAGUAAUGCCUUGUUGGUGAAGUCUGAGGCAAUGUGUACACAGCUAUUGUGCAGUGCCUUAUCAGAGUGUUGGGUAUAAAUAUGUAGAUAAUGGAUUUUUUAGAUAAAUUUGUCAAGACCAAAAGCAUGGAUGUCAAGUGUCAAUAAGGAAUUUGUUGUUCUUCUUUUUCAGCUUGUUUCUCUUUUGCCCCCUCAGCUAUUCAGACUGUAAAAUGAUGGUUGCCAGGUGUCCUCAUUAAACACGUCACAGCGCUACACAACUUAAUGGAAGAGGAGUUCCUUAUUGUCUUUCAUUUUCUGUUUUAAUGCUAAUGUAUUAAAUCUCCUUAAAGAAUUUGAAUAAUGAAUCAACAGACUCCUCCCAUAAAAAGAAGUUAGAGAAUAGAAAAUACAUUAUACAGUUGUAUUUGACUUGGAGACUAACAAAUCAAAGUUUUCAUGUUGUCAGAAAAUCAAAAAUUACAGCAUGUGCUUUGUUUUACAUAAGUUAGAAAAGAGUAUUUUGGAGAAACUGAGAAAAACAGUAUUGUAUGCAGUGUACACACUUCAGUUUUUUUAAUUCUCUUUCAUCAGGAGUCAGAUUUUCCUAGGUGCAACAUCCAUUGCCGGCAAUGGACACAAUGAAAUAGUUGUCACCAACCAAGGAUGUAAAAUUUCCAUAGUCUCAAUUAAUUUCUUAUGAUCAGCAUAAACUGUGUCUGAUCUAUGAGUUGUGACUUUUCUAAAUCUUACAGGCCAUGAGCAAUGUAAGUGAAACUGAGUCUGACAUCUUGGCCUGAAUUGUACCAGUUCCAUUUCCCUGAUUUCUGUCUUUUCAUUGAAAAGAAACCUCAGCUUUGUUGGUUCAUUCUUCAAAAUUUACUCCCCCUUUCUAUUCUUCCUCCCAACCCAACCCCCCCGCCCCCCAAAAAAACAACACCAGCCUUUUAAACAGCUACCUGCAAAGCACCAAAGUAGCUGCAAAGCAACACCCUCCUAUGUUGGAGGAUUCAUAUUGCUGCUAGUUAAUCAUUUGUGGAUUUUCCAAAUUGCUGAAUUAUCAACUAAGGCCCCUAUCUUGCUAAAACUUACACAUGUGCUUCAUUUUACACAUUAGUAUGAGUAGUUCUAACAAAGUUUAAGCACAUUUUUUAGGAUUGGGGCUAUAAUUAGAUUUUUUUUUCUUUGCUUCAAGCAAAGUAGAGAGUGACAAUUUUUUGUCUUUUCAAUUUUUGUAGUCAUUUUGCAGACUGAAAAAAAAACCAGUUUAUCUUGGCCUUAUUGUACAAAAAGGUGUGUUGUGUCCACAAUUGUGUACAGAAUUUUUCUUCAUUAACUUUGUGUUUUAAAUUAAUAAAAUUGA
Gopherus evgoodei (Goodes thornscrub tortoise) is the source of this 3754-nucleotide messenger RNA. RefSeq names its product EYA transcriptional coactivator and phosphatase 1 (gene EYA1). The record is from RefSeq and is a predicted model, not a curated record. NCBI's taxonomy places the organism in Eukaryota, Metazoa, Chordata, Testudines, Testudinidae. Gene Ontology annotation, cellular component: nucleus. Gene Ontology annotation, biological process: negative regulation of extrinsic apoptotic signaling pathway in absence of ligand; multicellular organism development; positive regulation of DNA repair. Gene Ontology annotation, molecular function: protein tyrosine phosphatase activity.